UCACAGUGGCAGGCUGGUGGUAAACAAGGCUUUUAACGAGUUUUUUUCAAAAAUGUCUUUCUUCUUUCAGCACUUUGAUAAAGGCCAAAGUUGUGAGCAGAACUAAAAGCAGUCCAGUCAACAGAUUCACUUAUCGUCACUUUUCACGGAUUGCAUUUGGUAUAAACUUGCAGGGAUUCCCAUGAUUACAGGUGCGACGUCAGCUUUGAGUUUGCAGCCAGUAAGAGACAGACCCGUGAUAAAAAAGCUGCAUCAUCACUGUAAACCGGACUCUGAGAGACGAUGAGCUGUUUGUGGCCAGACGAGACGAGACCUUUAAGUACAGACCUUUGGAUUUCUCAGUCACAUGACUCGGUUUCUACAACCUGCCUGUCUUCUCCCAGCUGGCCGUCCGCUCCCUCCACCGAAAAAAAUAAACACAGGAUGGCACAGGCACCCACGUCAUGUGAUUGUUUUGUCUCCUUACCCCCCGGUUCUCGCGAUGACCACGUGAUUUUUGGAAAGAACUCAGACCGUCCCCGGGAUGAGGUGCAGGAGGUGGUCUACCACCCUGCCGCAUCUCAUCCUCCAGGAUCCAUGCUGGAGUGCACGUACAUCCAGAUCCCUCAGGUGGAGAAGACAUAUGCCGUCGUCCUCAGUAAACCUGCCUGGCUGUGGGGUGCUGAAAUGGGAGCUAAUGACCAAGGAGUGUGUAUUGGGAAUGAGGCGGUCUGGACCCGUGAGCCUGUGGUCCCUGGAGAGGCUUUGCUGGGCAUGGACCUUGUCCGGAUUGGACUGGAGCGUGGUGACAGUGCCUGGGCAGCAUUGACGGUCAUUACAGGUCUCUUGGAGCAACAUGGCCAGGGUGGGCAGUGCAAGGAGGACCCUGAACCCUUCAGCUACCACAACACCUUCCUCCUGGUGGACCGCAAUGAGGCCUGGGUCCUCGAAACUGCUGGAAGGCUCUGGGUGGCACAGAAAGUCUCAGAGGGUGUGAAGAACAUUUCCAAUCAGCUAACCAUCCACACCGAGAUCUCAGCGGAGCACCCAGAACUGCGGAGCGUGGCCAAGGCUCAGGGGUGGUGGGAUGGCCUGGGAGAGUUUAACUUCUCUCGAGUGUUUAGUCCUGAAAACCCUCCUGUCAGGAUGGAGUUGGCCAAGAAGCGCUACAAGGGAGGCACAGAACUCCUCCAACAGCACGAUGGCUCAGUGACAGCGGCGGUGAUGAUGUCCAUUCUGAGGGAUAAACCUAGUGGCAUCUGCAUGGACUCUGGAGGAUUUUGCACCACAGGCAGCAUGGUGUCUGUGCUGCCCCGAGACACUAGCCUUCCCUGCAUCCACUUCUUCACUGCCACCCCAGACCCAUCCAGGUCUAUAUUCAAGCCUUUUAUCUUCUCGGACUGUCCCACCCCGGUCCUAAGGGUAGUCUCUCCACAGUUCGGACCAGACGACCCUGUCAGGAAGCAGCCGCGCUUUCAAAGCCGGGUGGACCGCAGACAUGAUCUUUAUAAGGCCCACCAGGUGGCGCUCAACAUCAUGGAGACCAAACCGGAUGAAGGUUUAGCCGUCUACGACAUCCUGAGGGAUCUGGAGUCGCAAUGUCUGAGCGAAAUCUCAGCCAUGCUCGGUGGAGAGAUACCAGGAGACGAACUGGGAGACCUGUUCUUUGAUUGUGUGGACACAGAGAUUAAGUUCUACCAGUGAGAAGCGCCCUCAGGUGGACACCCCGCCAGCACUCACGCCGUGGCAGGAGAAGGCCUUGGGACUGUUAAAAAAUUUGCUGUGUUUCUUCAUCUGGUCGGCCACCGCCUCACUUAUGCAACCUGCAUUUCUGACCCCAUUCCAUCAUUAACACAGACUUAAAUGUCUGAGCUGCACAUGCAAUCAAAGCAUAUUUAUCAUCUGUAUCACCCAGGGAGCAAUGACUGCACCUCAUUAGUGAGUAUAUUGAUGUAGACUUCACAGGCGUCCAUGUAGAUCUGUGAAAUUGUUGCACAAAUACUCUGAGUAUGGCAAUUGUUUAAAAGUUUGUUUGCUGCUGCAGAUGAAUGAGAGGUCAUCUGGUUUGAUGGCUGCCCAUGAGGAGAUAAGUAUUAAAGGAUGUGCAUAGCCUUUCCAAA
Molecule: messenger RNA, 2099 nt
Organism: Girardinichthys multiradiatus
Lineage: Eukaryota; Metazoa; Chordata; Actinopteri; Cyprinodontiformes; Goodeidae
Gene: scrn2
Product: secernin 2
Exons: 9
Coding region: 283-1683 (466 amino acids)
Biological process (GO): proteolysis
Molecular function (GO): cysteine-type exopeptidase activity; dipeptidase activity
Source: RefSeq, a predicted model, not a curated record